Messenger RNA from Aphanomyces astaci, 303 nucleotides. RefSeq lists its product as hypothetical. The transcript has 3 exons. NCBI's taxonomy places the organism in Eukaryota, Oomycota, Saprolegniomycetes, Saprolegniales, Verrucalvaceae. The coding region runs from base 1 to 303 and encodes 100 amino acids. The record is from RefSeq and is a predicted model, not a curated record.
AUGCACCCGCUGCCAACAGUGCUGAGACUAGACCACCUGAAGCAACCGAUAGCCGGCGUCAGUCCGACCGUCACCACGGCUCCAGUCCCCACGUUUUUGACCAAGCGCCCGGCUAUGUGCUUUAAGCAGCCGCACGGCUUCCUCGUCCGUGAUUCCAGGACACUGACGGACCUUACGAGUGGUGGAUUUACAUUUGAAAUGGUGCCGGGGUCGCACGCGGUGGCACUGGCGCUGAAGCUGGCCGAAAUGUUUGGCCGCUUCCUUGCGGCACCCUCAGCGGGUCAGGUUUCGCGGCCAGCUUAG